AUGCGUUUCGAUCUGUUGAUCUUUUUAAGCUUUGGAUUUAUCCAAUUGACCAUAGCUCAAGGAAAGUCAAAUCAAACGGAGCUUGAUCAUGUGUUGGAUCGGGUUUUUUCGCGACAAAAGCGCUUUGUGUUAUUUCCACCUGGAUCGAAUUUAAAGUUUACCGGGCAGCUGAGUAAAGGUCUCAUCUCAGCCUAUCCCAAAGGAGUGGCCAUGAAUAUCGAGCAGGCCUGCUAUUAUCCUGUGCCCACAAAACGCGAGGAUGUCUACCCGAAGAGAUAUCGUCAGAGGACGACGACUACGGAGAAACCAAAGACCACAACGGAACCCACUUACGUUUGGAUUCCGGGAACUAACUGGAGAUUUAAAGCGACGCCUCUGAAGAAACCCAAGCCAAUGCACCGCAUCGAUGUGAGGCCCCCAAAACCAACCUAUGUGGAUCCUGCCAAGUGGGCACACUAUUCGAAAUAUGGUAAUCGAUACGAAAACUGGUCGCCAGCGAAUCACAACUAUGAGAAGUACAGCCAACCAGGAAAAUGGAGCAAAUGGACCACGCAGUCGCCAAAAUGGUCGAAACGUUGGUACAGAUCUGCAGGUGGGGAAUAUUACGAUCCCGAGGUGGAACCCUAUGAGGAUGUGAGGUCGCAGCCCUUCGAUGAUCCCUACGAUCCCGAUAUGGCACCCCAUGAAACAGCUCACUAUCCAGAAUUGGCGCAUGUCAAGGAUCUGCGACAUUAUAACGGACAUCGAGAUCGCAGGCAGCUCUUCGAACAUUUCGAUGGGUUUAGUAAGCUUUUGGGAAUCAAUGCUAAGGCCUGUGUUUUAAGGGCCAUUUGUGAUAGUAAGCGUCUACUUCUGCCUCGAGGUUAUUCCAUGAUACAUGAUAUUGUGAGACUGGUUUUUACAUUACCCACCGCAUCUGGCGUGGAGGAUGACUAUUCCCGAAUCAUGCACAUGGAUGCAGAGGAUUGUGAUCGCCAGUUUCGGGACUCGUGUAAGCUGAACAUUCUGGCCUGGCUAAUGGGCGGCAAGUGGAACUAA
Molecule: messenger RNA, 1038 nt
Organism: Drosophila takahashii
Lineage: Eukaryota; Metazoa; Arthropoda; Insecta; Diptera; Drosophilidae
Source: RefSeq, a predicted model, not a curated record